GUUUUGUCAAGGGAGGUAACUGGAAUGUUUUUAUUGUUCGUGUUCACAGUUCAAUUUUCAUUUUCAGGCCUACUCGCAGUUGAAUUUAAUUUAAUACGCAAGGUUUGACACUUGAAGUGCAAAGAUGGACAACUGUCUCUAUGAAACUAUGCAGUACUUAAAGAGAUCAUACUCUCACAUUCAAAGAAGCUAGUGACCCAAAUCAUCAUGUAAAAAAAUGGAUAAGGAUUCUGAGAAGAUAUUGAAAGAUGGACAACUUGAACUCACGGUAUCCAUAAAAAAUGCUGAUCAUGAAAACCCAUUGAUCAAUAUUUCAAAGACGCCAGCAGAAAUCCAAGGGCAAGGUCAGUUUCAGCCUAAUUUUCCUUCGGAUCAGGAAUUCGAGGAUAUACUGAACUUUUUGCCAAGCGAAUCUGUGAGAAAUGGUCUUAAAAAUGAGUUUUUAAAAUCAACACACGUAAAUAUUGAUCAGAGUGCUGCAGAAGGAAUGACAAAUAAUUCCUCAUUGACUUAUCUUCCUGAUAAAAAUAAUAGCAAUUUAAGACUGCCUAAUGGGUGUAACUUUGCAUCUGAUUUACCUUCGGAGAAGAAGGAAAAUUUGAAAGUAAGAAAUCGCAGGAAACCCCAGCACAGCAUGUCUAAAACAGAACUCUAUGAUCAUGAUGAUGACGGUUUGAGUGAUGAUAUUGAAAAAAUGUUAAAUGAAGAAGCAGCAGUGUUUGAGAAAGACAAAAUGACUCACAGCAAUAAUUCUGAUGAGGUAGAUUUAAGUGGCCUUGUUGGAAGAUACCAUCAGAGAAUAAAACCAGAUUAUGUUCAAGUUGCUCAGAGCACCAGUGUUGUGAAUGAAGAAAUAAGCAAUGACCAGGAAUCAAUACAGAAUGCUGGCUAUCAGUGCAAAUACUGCCAUAUUGUAUUAUACGAUUUGGAAUUGUUUGUGAACCAUUCAAUGACUCAUCAAACAGAAGAUGACGAUGAAGAUCUCGAUGAUGGCGGAUCAUCAAAUCAGGUGGAUGAUGCUUCAUUUCCUACAAAAGAGAACCAAAGGGACUUUGUUUCACUUCCCAUCAACAAUACUUCAGAAAGAAAUGUUGAUAACAGUUUAUCAUCGAAUCUAAAGCUAGAAGAUUCUGCAAAAAUGGCUGGCAUCGAGGAAACAAGACAAUUAUCAGAUAUGAAUAUUGGAAGCUUUGUGAAAAAUUUGGUGGCAAGUGAACAUAUAAAAGGAAAGAGGGGAAGAAAGAGGAAGAAUCCCUCAUCUUCAGAUGUUUUAAGUGGCCCCUCUGUCAAGUGUCCCAUUUGUUCCAAAGCAUUCAAAACAAGAAAUAAUUUAAAAACCCACAUGUGCAAGUUUCACAGUGACAGAAAGGAAAAGAUUCAGGAAUUCUUUGGGCAUGGUGAGAAAAUGAAAGAGAAAGCUGUUUGCUGUCUGUGCAGUAAAUGUUUUAUUUCUAAGUAUGCCCUUUUGAGGCAUAUGGACACGCGCCAUGUAGGAGAGACCUAUGUGAAAUGCCAUAUUUGUGACAAUGUUUUUGAAAAUGAUGGAUUACUCUUGGAUCAUGCAAAUAAACAUCACCGAGAUGGAAACACAAAACGAGAAAUGACUUUUUCACCUGCAGAACCUAAUGUCUGCAGGCAAACUGAAGAAAAUCCAGAGGACCAUUUUCAAAACAAGCCUAGAGAAUAUCACAUGGACCAAAACCACAUAAAUCUUUCAGCAGAAAUCCAAAACCAUACAAAACCAUUCAACAACCAUGCUCAAGAAAAUCAACAAGAAGAAGAGAACCAUUCCCUUGACACAAAUCAUGACCAACCAAAUCAUGGAAAACCACCAAGAAAGUGGGAAAAUGGAGAAGAAGAAAAUACCACCUCUCACUAUUUCCAGAAAGAUUCUGAGAGAUUUAUUGAAGACAAUUUGAAGCCCACUGGCAUUACCUGCAAUGUGUGUUUCCUACCUUUUGAUUCCCUGGGGAAGUUUGCCCUUCACUGUCUGACCUCGAGCGACUGUUUGAACUGUAAACAGUGUCCUGUGUGCCAAAAAGUCAUCAACUCCAGUCUAAAAGAGCACUUAAAAUCUCACUCAGAUGAUCGACCCUACCAGUGUGAGAUCUGCCAGGCCAGCUUUAAGAGGAACCAUCAGAUGAAGCUACACAAGCAGACUGUUCACUCAGACCUCAGACUCUACCACUGCGAACUGUGUGAUAAAUCCUUCAAACGACGCGACAAACUGACCUGUCACUAUAGGACACAUUCCGACGACCACCCCUUCAUGUGCACGGAAUGCGGCAGUGUCUUCAAGUGGAAACACCACCUCAAGCGCCAUAAAGACAAUGUCCACGCAGAUAAAGCCACGCAGCUGAAGGCUAGGAAGUUUUCAUGUGAUAUUUGUGGGAAUUGUUUUAAGUGGCGACAUCACCUUAAGAGGCAUUUGAGGAACGUUCAUCACGUGACCGAUGAGUCGUGGGAUCCGGAUGACAGCAAAACCUCCCUAGAUCUUAGUUUGAUGGAGAAUGAAAGUAUGGGUUUAACAAAUAAUGGGAAUAGUUUUAAUACAGAAUCAGAUGAUGAAAACGGUGAUGAAUCUUAGGUUUAUAUAUAUUGUGUUUUAGAAUGUUUGAAAUUGACUUUAUAGAUAAAUUGAUUUUUUUGUUACAUUUUGACCAUUUAAAUUAGAGAUGUGUUUAAUAGAAAUUCAUACAAAUUUAAUAUAAUGUACAGACUGAUAUAAAUCAUGAAAUUGAGAAAUUUAUUGUGGUCUUAAAUGAAAGUU
Messenger RNA from Saccostrea cuccullata (small rock oyster), 2770 nucleotides. Its product is annotated as zinc finger protein 714-like. The transcript has 3 exons. The record is from RefSeq and is a predicted model, not a curated record. Lineage: Eukaryota; Metazoa; Mollusca; Bivalvia; Ostreida; Ostreidae. The coding region runs from base 218 to 2587 and encodes 789 amino acids.